AUGAUCAAGCUUCCAUCUAACUUUGACAAUCUUUCAAUCAAAGAAUUGUACCAGAAAUAUGGAGAGCCCGAGACUGUUCCCAUCACGCGCUGCGAUGGAAAGCCCCUUACACCUAAUAUCCACACUCAAACGGUGAUACCUCUAUUCCUAGGAAAAUAUGCUGAAACGAUGACGCUAGCCGACGUACGUCCACUUCUAAGCGACUUUGGAGAGGCCUUUGCCCCGACCUCAGAAGUCCGACUUGGGCAAGACUGCCACACGCCCCCGGCUUUCCGAGCCCCAGAAGCCAGAUUCGAGCCGCAAAAACCGCUCACAUAUUCUUCGGACAUAUGGAGCCUAGCUACAGCGAUAUGGGAGAUUAUGGGAAUGAAAGCUAUCUUCAGUAUUGAGAUAGUUCCUGACGAUGAAAUCGUGGCACAAAAUAUCGAUGUACUGGGACCACUGCCAAGAGAGUGGUGGCUGUGUUGGGAGGGGAGAAGCAAGUUUUUUACGGAGGAUGGGCAUCCAACAGACGCAUAUCUGGAGAAUAAAUGGCCUCCCCUCGAAGAGUCGUUCGACGUAGACAUACAGAAGUGGAGGAGAAAGUGGAGGGGUGUGGUCGAAGAGGAUGAGAGAGCCGCCUUUUUGGAUCUGAUCCGCAGGAUGUUGCUGUUCCGACCGGAAGCGCGACCGACAGCGGAAAAUGUGCUCCAGUCGGAGUGGAUGGUCAAGUGGGCUUUGCCGGAUUAUGAGCGAAGCUCAAAUAUAUCUGGUUGA
Aspergillus tubingensis is the source of this 756-nucleotide messenger RNA. RefSeq names its product kinase-like protein. The record is from RefSeq and is a predicted model, not a curated record. Gene Ontology annotation, biological process: intracellular signal transduction; protein phosphorylation. The transcript has a single exon. Gene Ontology annotation, molecular function: protein serine/threonine kinase activity; ATP binding. Lineage: Eukaryota; Fungi; Ascomycota; Eurotiomycetes; Eurotiales; Aspergillaceae. Gene Ontology annotation, cellular component: nucleus; cytoplasm. Bases 1 to 756 code for a protein of 251 amino acids.